AUGACGUCUGCCCCGCAAAAAGUCGUAAAUGUUUGUGAGGCGAUCGACAUGGACAAACUUAAUGAAUAUUACCCCAUACAUCAAAAAGUGCACAAAAAUAAUAAAUUGGAAGCGUCCAUUCAGCCGUCCGUCGAUAAAGAAAACAUUAAAAAUGUCCCCAAUGAUGAUGAUUUUGUCACGAAAAAAAUGUAUAAAUCUGAAGCAAAUCCAAAAAGUGUUGUUAAAAUGCCAGAAGGAACGGAUCAAAUUAAUCCUAAAGCCUGUCUGUUGCAAGUUCCUACUGCUCUGCUGCAGUGUAUGCUCAAGUCGGCUGCCAUCAACCGUCACCAUCACGUUCGCGACUCCCGAGCAGUUGCAACUGACGCUUUGCAAGAACCGCAACAAAAGCAAGUUGAUUGUUCAAAAAUUUCCAAAAAAACAUCCUUUUCUAAACAGCAAAAUAAUCUUCAAACUGAGCAACAACAACAACAGCCUCAUUCUUUACUCAACCAACAGCAGAACAAACUUCAUCACUUAUUUGAACUCUUCCAAGCACAGAAAGCUCAACAGCAACUAACAACUUCUAUAACUGACCAACCAACCAAACAACCGUUACAGUUGCAGAAAAUACGCCAGAUGCAACAGAAAGGAAAACAGCAUCCACAACAACCAUUGCAACAACUUCAGCAACUACAACCACAACAACUACAACAACAAAUCCAACUACAGCAACAACAAAUGCAGCAGCAACAACAGCAGCAACAACAACAGCAGCUCAUACAAGAGCAACAGCAGAGACGUCAGCGACAACAGGAAAGAUAUCAAUCAGAAGAUCCAGAGGUAGCAGCGGCUCAUUUAAAACAAACUAUCCAUCCGCAACGACGUAGAGUCUCUAUAGAAAGUCCUAUGUAUAUCAAAAAGAAACAAUCAGAAAAAGUACGAUCAGAUGGCAGAAGCAUGUUGAAACCAGUUGCGCUGUACAACAAACAACCAAAUGAUCAAACAGAAAUGAUUUUAGAACACAACAAGCGCGAUUUCGAUCAGGCUUCUAACCAUUAUAGGAAUAUUUCGUCUCCAGCAGAAACUAAUUUUGUGCAAGUCAACAAUUGCAAACCAAAGAAUUCUGAGAACGUUAAGUACAGUGAGAUGAUUAAGAAAAAAAUUGCGCCUUUUAAUAAAGCUCCCUGCCAUUUUGUCAGAUCUGCCAUUCAUUCAAUCACUCCAAUCAAAAUGAAUAAAUUAAAUAACCACGUGGAAGGCGAGAAUGAUUUUGAGAAAACUAAAAGAACUAUAUCAAAAUUUGUUAAGAUAAAGCAAAAGAAAAAUGAUUCGAUGGAAAAGAUUGAUAGAGAAGCAGACAAAAAUCUAAUUCACAACCGCCAAUUGAGCGCCGGUGAUAGCAACAAAAUUAUUAAUACGGUCCGCUCUGAACAUGCCAUAAAACAGUGCAACGCAUCAGAACAGUUACUGGAAAAUGAAAUGAAAAAAUUCCUCACCAGUUCAAUAAAAGUAAAUGAAAAAUUCAUUGGAGCUCAUUGCAAAACUAAUGCAGUCUUGGAGCUGAACAAUUCAAAAACUGGAAUGAGCGUUGAAGAGGACGACGCGAUGACCGAUGAAAUGAAAAAUAGUGAGGAUGAUAAAGCCGAUGACAGCAAUGAUGAUAGUGAUGAAGACAGUAAUGAUGAUAGUAGCGGUGAUAGUGAUGAUGAUGAAGAAGAUGAAAGCAAAAAUAAAAGCUCAAAUAGUUACAAUGACAACAAUGUUAAUGAGCGAAAAUCUAUUAAAAGCCACACCAGCUUGAACGAUUCUAAAAAAUUAGAGAACUCAGUAAAAAUGAAAAACAGUUUGGUUACUCAGUUUUCAGAAAAAACUGCGCCAAGUGUCAAAUUGGAAGUGCCAAUUGUCAGUAACAAAAAUGAAAGAAAUUGUUGUCAAUUGCAGGAUAUGAAACAAACUAUAACAAAAAGUGAAACAUCAGAUGACGAUAACGGUGAUGAAAGUUCAAAUUCGGAUGCAGAUCAGACAAGUGGCAAAGUAUCUCCAAAACAACAACGCACUGGACACAGAGAUAGCACUGUUCAAACAAUGAAAAUGAAUUCAAGUCAAAUUGAUGAAGCAAGAAAAGAAGAUAAGCCAAUGGAGUCAGUGCAAAAAAGUCAGCACAAAAUGUUAAAAGAGGUUGAGAAACAACAACAGCGACAACUAAUGCAACAACAACUUAAGUUUAAUCAAGCAACAGGGUAUUCGAUUGAGAACCAAAAUUCAAGCAAACAAAUACAUACAGUUGUCAGCCGAAAUUUACACGAAAAUGAGAAGAAGGACAAACAAUGUCACAAUCACAAAGAAUUAACGUCAAAUGACAGUAAAGCAACGAUCGUAAAUAAAAAAAGUCAUGAAAAAUCUAGCACAAAAGAACGCAGUGUCACUCCUGAUUCCACGUAUGCAAAACUGGAAUCUAUAGCAUCAACAUUCAUCAACCUAGAUCAGACAAUUACUAGCAAAACAAUGGACGCUGAUUUGGGUGAUAGCGACAUCGAGCAUACAUCAAAAUCUGAAAUAAAAUUUAACGUAACUAAAAAAGCAUCAAAACAAGUUGACAGCAGAGAGUCAGUGGAAAACGAUAAGACGUCAACAUUGUUGACGAAAGUAGCCAGCUCAUCUCACCGCACAGUAAACAAAUCUACAAAGCCUAGCAACUCAUUUUCUAACAAAAGUGGUAUAGCAAAUAACUCUCAAUUUCAAAUUAUCUCUAACGAAAAAUGUAUGAAACCAUCGAAAGAGAUUGAAAAGCAAAUGAAAGAAACUACAUCAAAAACUACAAUAAAAUUAAAUUUUGAAAAUGCUUAUGAAGGGUCUAAAUUGAUAGCUCUUGAACAAAAACAUUCAAAUAUAAACAAAACUUCAAAAGAUGCAGGAGACACAAAAGUUGUUAAAACAAAAUCGAAACAAUUAUAUUCGCCCGCCAGCACAACGCAUUCCGUCGAGUGUAGUAGAUCCAUUCAAGAAUUCAAAACAAAACACAACGUCAUUUACGCCAUUCCAACAGUCAGGUACGCAAAGGCUCAUCGAACCAUUGAAUCGUUGAACAACGUGCCGACCAGCAUCAGGAUCAUCCUCUCAUUGACGGCAGGUGGGACAUCUUCCGCUCAAUCAUCGCGUAAGAAAAAUGAGGAUGAUUCGACGUUAGGCACCUCUACUCUUACUUCAGCUCCAUCUAAAAAGUUGAACGUUACUGAAGAGGAGAUAUUGCGUAAGACGUUUCUUCUUGGAAAUGAGCACGAUGACUUUCGAAUGAGGAAGAAAUCUGAACUGGACAAAACUGCCACACUACACGACAAAGACAACCCAAAAUGUAGCAAUGGCAAGAGCAAUAGCAUUCAAGGUAAGACAAUCUUUAUGGACGAAGAUGAGAUUAAGAGCGAUUCUAAAUAUUUAAUCGAAGCCAAACUCGCGUACUUAGCGCAGUCUAAAAAUCAGUUGAAGUCAAGCUCGUCCAGUUAUUUAAAAUAUUUCAAUGAUGAGGUCAAUCGCAAUUUUGUUGACGAAAAUUUGAUAUCGUCUCGAUGCCCUGCAUAUAACAUAAAUGAUACCUACUCUGAAAGUCGAUCCAACUACAGUUACGAUCGUCCUUAUAAUAAUAAGAGCAAAUAUUUGGGCUUGGAUGAGGAGAUCCAGAACAAAUACCUCUUUAAGUCGCUAGAUGAGAGGCGUUCGAAGGUCAACCCAUUUUUGAAGACAGGUCACAACUUGAUACCCUCACUAUCCGAUCAGUCGUUGAACAGCCCGACCGAUGAUGGCCAAUAUAAUUAUUCAAACGUUAUUUACAGAAAAAAUUUUCAAAGCCAGCCUUUUGAAUUUAACAAAUCGAAAUCGGUAGGAGAGUUCCAGGCCAAAACGGAACCAGAUAUUUACCAGACGUCGUCCAUCAAUCAGCCUUAUUAUAACCAUGAAAGUGAAAAUUUUCAUUCUAAAAGUUUUCCAAACACGUCUAUUCAAAAUUCUCUAUAUCGCGCAUCACCCGCUUGUCAAAGUUAUCUGAAUCUAAGCGAACAAGACCAAAUGUUGCAUCAACCGUAUCAACAGAAUGCCCCUUCGUCAGUAAAUCGGUAUGUUAAUAAUAAUUAUUACCAGCCACAUCAGCUGAGCCAAUACAAUUCCGAGCCACAACAACUACCAAUAAAUUAUUGGCUGCAGGAGCACCAAUACAAUCAGCAGCAGCAGCAACAACAACAACUACAAGCACAGAAUCAACAGUAUCAGCAACUUCACGAUCAGCCGUACCCACAACUGCGCAAUCACCAGUUUCAGCAGCAACACUUGCCGCAGCCCAUGCAAUCCCACAGCGAGUUCCUGGCUUCGGUUGAACUUAUCACAAAAAAAGGAAAUAAUUGCACUGUUAAUCAGUAUGAAAAUUUUCAAAAACCUUUUACGAUAGUUGCACCUCAUAAGGAGCCCUUACUUUCAAACAACGUUCAUUUUAAGCCGCAGAACAGCAGCUUGCCUAAAGUCGUAGACAGCUUAAUGCACAGCAAACAAGCUACCAACGACGUUAUGAACAGUAACGAGGUUUUUUCAUAUUUAAACCACAGCGCAGCCAACAAGACGAGGAGAAACCAGAGUACCAUCUCUAGCUAUGAAAACAACGUGCGGAAAAACAAAAAUAUACACGUGGUCAAAAGUACACAAGUUCCUGGCAACAAAUUUGAAAGAUUCACUCCGUUAACUCGCAAAUUUGUGCAAAAUAAGAUGCUGAAAGAUUGUUUUGGCAACAAUGACACCGUUACAUCUUUUACCAUCUACAAACAAAAAUACAAUUAUCAAUUCCCUCAAGAGCAGGCUUGGUAUGAAAGCAAAUGA
Molecule: messenger RNA, 4836 nt
Organism: Helobdella robusta
Lineage: Eukaryota; Metazoa; Annelida; Clitellata; Rhynchobdellida; Glossiphoniidae
Exons: 1
Coding region: 1-4836 (1611 amino acids)
Molecular function (GO): transcription coactivator activity; chromatin DNA binding
Source: RefSeq, a predicted model, not a curated record